Messenger RNA from Mustela erminea (ermine), 8438 nucleotides. It is a transcript of the gene DCAF5, whose product is annotated as DDB1 and CUL4 associated factor 5. Gene Ontology annotation, molecular function: protein binding. Gene Ontology annotation, cellular component: Cul4-RING E3 ubiquitin ligase complex; cytoplasm. Gene Ontology annotation, biological process: negative regulation of fatty acid biosynthetic process. The record is from RefSeq and is a predicted model, not a curated record. Lineage: Eukaryota; Metazoa; Chordata; Mammalia; Carnivora; Mustelidae. Bases 200 to 3043 code for a protein of 947 amino acids. The transcript has 9 exons.
GGGGGAAAGAGAGGGAGGGGACCCUCAGGAAGCCGCGAACGCCACCGAGUGUCUGCACACCUCGCUCCGUCUGCCAUGGCUGGUUAAAGAACCAUCCGGAUCGCAGCGCGGGGGGAGGGUUGGGUGGGGGGAGAGCGGCGGCCGCGCGUGAGGCCGAGGGAGGGGCGGCGGCGCGAGCGGCGGCGGCGGCGGUUCCAGCAUGAAGAGGAGAGCUGGCCUGGGGGGCAGCAUGAGGUCAGUGGUGGGCUUCUUGUCCCAGCGGGGCUUGCAUGGGGACCCCCUGCUCACUCAGGACUUUCAGAGGAGACGCCUGCGAGGCUGCAGAAACCUCUACAAGAAGGACCUCCUCGGCCACUUCGGCUGUGUCAAUGCCAUUGAAUUCUCCAACAAUGGAGGCCAGUGGCUGGUCUCAGGAGGAGAUGACCGCCGGGUUCUGCUAUGGCACAUGGAACAAGCUAUCCACUCCAGAGUCAAGCCCAUACAGCUGAAAGGAGAGCACCAUUCCAACAUUUUUUGCCUGGCUUUCAACAGUGGGAACACCAAAGUAUUCUCUGGAGGAAAUGAUGAGCAAGUUAUCCUCCAUGAUGUCGAAAGCAGCGAGACCUUGGAUGUGUUUGCUCAUGAAGAUGCAGUAUAUGGCUUGUCAGUGAGUCCGGUGAAUGACAACAUUUUUGCCAGCUCCUCAGAUGAUGGCCGGGUUCUCAUCUGGGACAUCCGGGAGUCUCCCCAUGGAGAGCCCUUCUGCCUGGCAAACUAUCCAUCCGCUUUUCACAGUGUCAUGUUUAACCCUGUGGAGCCCAGGUUAUUGGCCACAGCCAAUUCAAAGGAAGGAGUGGGACUCUGGGAUAUUCGAAAACCUCAGAGUUCUCUCCUGCGCUAUGGUGGCAAUCUAUCCCUCCAGAGUGCCAUGAGUGUGCGAUUCAACAGCAACGGCACCCAGCUCCUGGCCCUGAGGCGUCGCCUGCCCCCUGUGCUCUAUGACAUCCACUCCCGCCUACCUGUGUUCCAGUUUGACAAUCAGGGUUACUUCAACUCUUGCACCAUGAAAAGUUGCUGCUUUGCAGGGGAUCGCGAUCAGUAUAUCCUUUCAGGCUCUGAUGACUUCAACCUGUACAUGUGGAGAAUUCCUGCAGAUCCAGAAGCAGGUGGCAUUGGUAGGGUGGUCAACGGAGCCUUCAUGGUGCUGAAAGGGCAUCGGUCUAUUGUUAACCAGGUCCGAUUUAACCCUCACACCUACAUGAUCUGCUCUUCUGGUGUAGAAAAGAUUAUCAAGAUCUGGAGCCCAUACAAGCAGCCGGGGUGUACAGGAGACCUAGACGGUCGGAUUGAGGAUGAUUCCCGCUGCCUCUAUACCCAUGAAGAGUACAUCAGCCUGGUGCUGAACAGUGGGAGUGGCCUGUCACAUGACUACGCCAACCAGUCCGUGCAGGAAGACCCGCGGAUGAUGGCCUUCUUUGACUCCCUGGUGCGCCGCGAGAUCGAGGGCUGGAGCUCUGACUCCGACAGCGACCUCAGCGAGAGCACCAUCCUCCAGCUGCACGCGGGGGUCAGCGAGCGGUCUGGCUACACCGACUCCGAGUCCUCGGCCUCGCUGCCCCGUUCCCCUCCACCCGCAGUGGACGAGAAUGCCGACAGCGCCUUCCACCUGGGGCCCCUGCGGGUCCCCGCCGCCAACUCAGCGGCGUCCCCUCCGCCACCGCCCACAUGUGAGGACGCGGCGUCUCGCCAGCAGCGCCUGUCGGCUCUGCGGCGCUACCAGGACAAACGCCUCCUGGCCCUCUCCAACGAGUCCGACUCCGAAGAGAACGCCUGUGAGGUGGAGCUAGACACAGACCUCUUCCCGCGGCCGCGGUCUCCCAGCCCUGAGGACGAGUCCAGCAGCUCCAGCAGCUCCAGCAGCUCCGACGACGAGGAGGAGCUCAAUGAGCGCAGAACAGCCACGCGGCAGCGCAAUACCCUGCGGCGCCGGCAGAAGGCAGCCCGGGAGGAGAGGCCCGCGCCCCCCAGCAAGCCCGCCAGCGCCUACAUCGGAGAGGACAACUGUGACUACCCUCAGAUCAAGGUGGAUGACCUCUCCUCCUCCCCGCCCUCCUCCCCUGAGCGGAGCACUUCCACGCUGGAGAUUCAGCCCAGCCGGGCCUCACCAACUUCAGACAUGGAGUCGGUCGAACGGAAAAUUUAUAAAGCGUACAAGUGGCUCCGCUACUCCUAUAUCUCCUACUCCAGUAACAAAGACGGAGAGAGCUCCCUCGUGUCUGGGGAGGCAGAUGAAGGGAGAGCAGGAACCAGCCACAAGGACAACCCAGCCCCUUCUUCCAGUAAGGAAGCCUGUCUCAGCAACCCCCAAGGCCAGAGGAACCAGGACCUGCCCCCUGAAGGUCGCAGCAAGGAUGCUUUUAAAGAAGGGACUUCUGCUAGAAAUCCCAGCAGUGGCCCAGGCCAGGAGCACAGCAGCCACCCUUGGGCAGAGGCACCAGAGGACCCCUCCCAGGAUGCUAACAAUGGUGGCUCUGUAGAACACUCUUUUGAAACCAAGAAGCUCAAUGGGAAGGCCCUGAGCAAAGCCCUAACCAGCCGGGCUGAGGAGCCGCCCUCUCCUCCUGUCCCCAAGGCAUCUGGCUCCACUCUCAGCAGUGGGUCUGGCAGCUGUCCCAGGACCCAGUCUGAUGACAGUGAGGAGAGGAGCCUUGAAACCAUCUGUGCCAACCACAACAAUGGACGCUUACACCCCCGCCCCCCUCAUCCACACAACAAUGGGCAGAACUUUGGAGAUCUGGAGGCAGUGGCAUGCUCUUCCCCGGGACAUUCAGACACUGACCAUGAUAACUUGACCCUGACAGGGCCACUCCUACACAAAGAUUGUUGUGGGUCUGAAAUGGCCUGUGAGACCCCCAGUGCUGGAAUGAGAGAGGACCCCACUGACCCCCCAGACACAGACAGCAGCAGGGCUCUGCAUGGCCAUAGUGGCCUCAAAAGGCACCGAGUCGAAUUGGAAGAUACAGAUUCAGAGAAUUCCUCUUCAGAGAAGAAAUUAAAAACAUGAUAAAUACAAAGGGAAAACAAAAAGCUAUGAAAAGUAGCUUCACAAAAAUUUUUUUAAUCCUGUUUAGUGAACACAAAGGAAAGGAAAAAAAGUAUUAAAGGCACAUAAAACCAGGGCCUGAAAUUUUGUGUCUGAUGCUGCUCCCUUCUAUUCAGUAAUGGGUCUGAAUGUCUAGCUGGCCGUUGGCUUGUGCUGUGUGAGGAAAGGAAAAAAUCCAAGUGACUCCUUUCUAGUAAGACUCGAGCAUCGCGUACUUGUGCGUUUUGUUAAAGUAAAUUCUUGUUGAGACGUUUGACUUGUUCUCGUGUGUCUUCACCGGCCGUGUGAGCUCAUUGUCUCAGAGGCUUUUCUUUCCCUUCUCCAUGAGAAAGGAUCUAUGGAUCUGUAUCUUUUGCCAUCUCACCUUGUUUACAUGCUGUAGGUGUUCUGGUCUUAACAGUGAGUGCCUGCUGGAUCCAGCUGUGCUGCCCAUGAGUCUUGGACUAAUGGGACUAAUGCUGAAAGAAUGAAGGGGAGAAUGGAAACAGGCCCUCAGCCCAUUGGCUGGCUGGAAUGGAAAGCAUGGGUCCAUCCUUAGAGAAAUCUUCCAUGUUUUCUCUUAGUAGCACUUCUCUGAGCAUUUAAUGUGGAUGUACUAAAAGUGAAGCGUUUUUAAUGCUAAUGAGAGGUUAGCACUUAAGAUCAGAUUCCAGAGAACACAGAUCCCCUGAUACAUUUCACCUGUGGCAGGUUGAGCAGUUGCGCCCCACACUGUAUGGGGGCCAGAAAACAUGACUAGUUGCGGGUGACACUUUAACCAGUUAGGUGCUAGCUCCUAAGAGACACUCUUAAGGGCCAGUGGGCACUCCCGGGGCCCUGUGUGAGGAGAGGAGGGGGUAGAGACCGCUCUCAAGAGCUUUGUGCUCAGACUAUUUAAGCGGACGUUCUAGGUAUGUUAAUGAAAAAGUGUCGUGAAGAGCAGAGUGUGGUACUAUAUUCAUUUAAUUCAACCCAAAAUGAUUGAUCAGAAUGGAAGGAACUGGCAUCUUCCCGCAGGCUUGCAAGUAGCAGAGGCUGUGGUGUUCUGACCAGAUCUUGCAGAGCAGUGGGCAUCUCAAAGAAACAGAGUCCUGUUGAGUUGGUAUGUUAGGAGGCAGAGAGGAGUCUCUGGUUUGACUCCUGGCUCCUAGAAGAGACUCCAUUUCACUGAGAGGGGGAAAGACCCGAGAGAUUUUCAGUAUCACAGUGGUUCUGCAGUCACUUGGUUAUUAGUGAAGGGUUGCACAAGACAGGAAGAUCUAGGAAGGACCAGAUAUCUCGUCGUCACAGAUGUCAUGAAAAGGCAGAAUAGUGGCAAGAAAAGAGGAAGAGAGAGAGAGAAAGAAGCACACUCUUAACUUUUUUGGGUGCAGAGGUGCUAGACCACUUGGGUGCAGCCAGCAUUGGCAUAGAAAGGACCGGAUAUGUGACUGGUGUGGCCUCUCCGAUCCAACGUUCCUUUUAGAGGAGGACUUGUCCUACUGGGACUGGGACCAUGUGGAGGAUGAAGACUUGGAUGAAUUUAGGCACUGGGGGAAGAGGGAUUAUUUAUAAAAGGAAGGUUGUUGAUCUAAGCCAAAAGGAGACAUCAUCUGGCUAAGCUUUGUGAAAGGGAAGACGUGCCUGGUAUGUGUGAUGUGACUUGGGUGUGAAAACACUGUCUUAGGAGGAGAUGAAGGAGUAUGAAUAGCAGUGGGGAUGCUUACGAUUGAACAACUGGAAUCUCACGGGGAGGGGGAGUGGGAGAGUGAUUCUGUAACCACUAGAACUACUUUGGAUUUGUAAUCGAAAUGGUUCUAUGAUUUGUCUUUGACUAUUCACAGAUAAUUGUAAAUUCUGGUUUUAUAAGCCCAAGUCAUUUUACAUUUGCUUUUCCAAAAUUUAUUAAAUUGGAAUUUUUUAAUCCUUUAUAUACAAAAAAAAAAAAAAGAUAUAAUCACUCAGUGUGUGUUUCUCUUCCCCUUCCUAGCCAGCCUACCUAAUCUUUUUGUUUUGUUUUAUUUAAUCUAAUCGGUAGCUAGCCCCUUCUCAUUUCUCUAAGGACAAUCCACUAAUCCACUUUUCCUAGAGAAAAAGAAGUUAAGUUCCCUUGGGAACUUGCCACUUGGUGGUUACAGUUUCCAAACGCAGAACUUGGGUCUUUUCAGGUUAAAAGCCUUAAUCCCAUUUGGGUACUCCAAAGAGAAGUCAAGUUCAUUCUGGUUUAAUUUUAGUGUUCAAGAAAGACUGUUUUUUUUUUUUUUUUUAGCAACGAGAGACUCUUCCCAGCACCCCAGGUUCAACUUGCCAGGAGAUAAGCCCUCAAGAUAACUGGAGGAGGCAGAGAAUUGCUAGUCUCUGUAGCCACUCUACUCUCCUUUCCAGAAAUCUCCUGUCUUGUGAUCGUGGGCCUGAAAACCUGGCAGGAACCACUUCCAGAGUCCCUUCGCCAAAAUCCUUGUUAAUUGAGGCCCCAACUUUGGAGGUUCAUUUGAUCCCCAAAUUCUUCCGUGAUGGUAUUUUUACUAGCAGGACAGAUGGCACUGAUUAGAUUAAGAACUAUUCGAAAGUGCCUCUUACAGUUUGUUUUCUGCAUCCUGUACAUAAAUUUUUAAGUGGCUGGUCCAGAUAGGUAAAACCGUUUCUUUCCACUUUAUUUUCCAUCUGGUUUUGUAAGUGAUUCCAGUGUCUCUAGGACAGCAGUAAAUGAGUUAAAUAAGUAGUUGGCUUGGGGCAAAAGAAGGUUGCAACUGUGCUGAUUUACUAAGCCAGGAGUCCCUUGUUUGUCAAGGUGCCUUCCUCUGCUGAAGCCUUAUCUCCUCACAAGCCCCUCCUCCUGUGACUCCCAGCAAAGCUAGCUCUUCUCCUGUGUAUAUGCAAAUAAACCUAUUAUUCACUUCUCCCGGCUUCCUCUUCUCUUCCAGGGAAGACUUGAUUGGUUAGACACCCCUGGUCCUUAACGUCUUUCCUGUUUCAGUUCUUACCUAGUUGAAACUUGAUUCAAAGCCACUCUGAGGACAAGAAGAAAAACCAGUAUUCCAUGUUCAUGCCAGUGGUCAUUGCCUCUCUAGGGAUGGAACAAAGUCCCAUCUAGACAACGAAAUGUAGGGUGAAAGGAGGUAUCUACUUGGUCUCCUUUACCAGGACGGACUCAGGAUUGUGAGAUCCUGGAAUUGACCUUCUAUUAGUUGGAACUAAGGGAGUGAUGCAGCAAAGGGACAUUAAACAGCCCCAAAGGAAAGUUUUUGAUGUUUCCAAAUACCAAGUUGCUUUUUCUGCCCUGUUCCAAGCAUGGUUUGCAGACGUUUUCCUUAAAAAAAAGGAAAAAGACCUUUUAUAUCCUGCCUGUAAAGCUGCCUCUUUCCAUUAACUGAAAAGUUCUUGCCAACCAACACUCCUGUGAGGAAGAUAGAUGCUUCCAAAGGAAGGCUGUCAUCCGCUCCUUCCGACCUACACAAAGCAAUGGGCCGGCGUUGAAGCCUGUAGGCAGACUUGCCUACAACAGAAGAUGAUGGCUGUGGACAAUCUGUGUGGUUCUCUCCAAGAUGGGGUAUUUCAGCUCACACUGGGAUGAAAGAACAGGAAUUCAAGUGGCUUGGAAGUAAUUUUGAAUUUUUUCACAUGCAACAGAAGAAAACUGAAAAGAAUCUGAACCAUGUACACCCUAACUGCAUUUCACCGUUAGUGCAGAGGUGAUGCGAUGGUACUCAACAGAGUCUCAGAGGCAAAGAGAAACUUCCCUGAGGCCAGCACUAACAUGGCCGGGGACAAGCAGGAGGAGUUGCCCCGUUCCACUCAGCAGGGUUUACUUGAGCUGUGCAGAAGGGUCCUGUUGACAAGACAGUCACAUUGUAGGGAAAUGGGGUAGCUAGUAUUUCCAAUUACUGAAUUGGGAAAUGAACAACUCUAACUCAAAGCCAUGAGCUAAUGGAAUAGUCCAGUUGAAGUAUAGAAUGGCAGCUUGCAAGUCUCCCUCUUAUCUGGCUUUGUGAGUACCCCCACCAAGGCUGGAGAAAGGCAAUAAACCACUGAGAUAACUGGUUGCCAACCCGGGAUCCUUUGGCGUGAGAGAUGUUUUUGUGGCCUUGGGAAGCUGGGAGGGAAGGCAGUUGUAGGGAAGACUGCGAUGGGAGAAAUGAAAUGCUAGGUGAGUUCAGCAGCUUUCCAGAUCCACAGAAUUGGCACCGAACAUGCCAUGGACUGGCCUCCAAAACACUUGGUCAUCAAGAUGCACCAAAAUCCCUGAGUAAAAACCUUAAUUUGCAAUGGAAGUCAAGGGGCGCCUGGCUGGCUCAGUCAGUGGAGGGCAGCUCUCUAUGCUCAGGGUCGUCAGUUUGAGCCCCAUGAUGGGUGUAGAGAUUCCUUUAAAAUCUUAAAUAAAAAUACAGUGGAAGUCAGUGAAUAGGCAGGAUUGGUUUGAGAGAACUUCUCUCUGCAAGAAUGCAUACAUUCCAUGAAAUAAUGAUCCUAUAACGGUCUGAACACCAGCACAUUCUCACAUGUACCAAAAACAGAUGAGUAUGUGGCUGUUGGAGAUUGCAUAAGUUUUCAAGGGGUGACAAACAUCUUGACUAGUCCUAGACUGGUUAGUUAUGGUAUUUGAGGCCUACCCCUACUAUCAUUUCUUAACUUUCUUUUCAUGUCAGUGUGUUCUAACAUUUCUAGCCUCUUCAAGACCCUACCUUAAUCAUGAAGGCUAACUUCUUCUCUCUUCCUCCUAAGAACUACCUCUACCUGGGCUGGAAAUGGCAUUGAACUAGCAAAAGAAGUGGAUUCUAUACUAAUUCUUCAGCAGAGUCACUGCAUGAGCCUUGGGCAAGUCACUCAAACUCUUGAGGUCCCUCUCAAUUCUAAAAUUGGAUUCCUUUAAUUCCAUGGGUUCUUGGGUCCCAUCCUGUGGAGUUCUCACUCCUGAGACAUCCCUGUCAUGUCUACCAGAACCGGUCGGUGAGCCGAGUUCUUUGGCAGGUGUGCAACUGCUCAGAGCCUGAAGGUCCUCACCUAUAAACUGGGGAGAGUGCCUGUCUCUGUGUAUCAUUAGAGGAUUAAAUGAGCAACUAUAAAUAUAGCUUAGAAGAGUGACAGAUAUAUAGAAAGCACUAAAAUGUGUGCUGUCAUUAACACAUCCUCUCUUUUUGGCUCUCCUUGCUUAUUGCUAACAAUGUGUAUACCAUGUAGAAGGCUUUUUUAAAUGGGGUCUGCCAAGCAAUAUAGACAGUAAGUUUCUCUCUCAGAGAAUUUACUAUUUAUUAGCAAACCUUAAUCUGAAACCAUAGGAAAAGAAUUACAUUAUCCCCCAUUAAAAUGGACCUUUCUAAAGCAGUGUGUAAGGCCUUGAAUAUCCCCUCCAGUUUGGGAAGCCAAUAAUCUCAGGGUUAUGCCUGUGAGCUGGGAGCUU